ACGACAAUGACCAUUGAUUCAGCAAAGAACACUCAACGUCAACGAUCGAAGAGGAUAGAGCUCAUUAUUGUUCCUGGAAAAAGUUUAGGACCAUUUCGACUUGGUUCUUCAUUAUGGGACGUUAUCUACUUUUUACGUGAUAGGCCGCAGUUUUUUCCCACUGUAGAACUCAAAUACAGCCAAGAAGAUCCCCUAUUCUAUGAUUUCAUCAUUGCUUUACCAUCCAAUGGCCUAAAUUUACGGUUUGAUGGAGCUUUGCAGCGUUUAAAAUCGAUGGAAUGCUAUGAUCCGUCCAAGGUGAAGCUCGUAUAUCAAAAUAGCGAUGUCAGCUCCAGUCGCACUAUUCCAACGUUCCUCUUGGUGUAUAAAUCAUUCGGACCCACAUAUCCAGGCGAAUUUGAUCCCCUCAAAGGCCUAUAUAUUCUCAAAUAUCCAGGAGUCUCUUUUAUGUUUCCGAUACCUACUCGUUAUCAGGAUCUUUAUGCAAAAUCAUCAGAGCUUCCCCUGGAAUUUCCCGAUGGCACAACCGCCAUUGCAUCACAUAUUUAUCUCUACAGCGGAGGUAACAGCUGGCAGAAAGCAACCGUUCCUGUAUUAUCCAAAGUAGUUGCAGAGCAGAAUUCAAGCACUUCCGUAAAAUAUGGCAAACCAGGCCGUCGUGAGGUGGAAAAUAUCAUUGCACAGCCAACACAAGGUGUCACGUUGCAUUUCCCCAACUAUAAUUCGUUCCAUGAGACCAACAAACCAAAUGAAAAUAUACUGGCGACCUCGGUAAACCAUGUUUCUAUUAUCCUUCAUCGUUCCUCGGCUCAGGAUAUUCUGGCGGAACUGGGCAAACCAUCGCGUAUUUUCUACAAGGAGGAAGAUAAGAUGAAGAUUCAUUCCAUCAUGGACGAGAGGUCAAUGCUAGGGAAAUCGCCCAAUAAAGACGAACGACAAGACUACGUCCAUACUGUAAAUCUGGAAGAUGAGGACAAAGACUCAACGUCGGCUCAUCCCACUGAUUACUUUUUAAAUUACUUCCAUUUGGGUAUUGACAUACUGAUGGACGGAGCAUUGCAUGUUUGCAAAAAGAUAAUCUUGCAUGGAAAUAUUCCUGGACACUAUGAUUUUCAACGAUACAAGCGUUGCCGGUUUCAAUUGGAGUUCAAACAUGAAGAUGCCGCGGAGAAGGAUCCCAAUCUACUGGUGGACGUGGACACGGCUUUGGAUGAUGAUCAAUUUCUGCAUGUUGUAGCCGAUAUGAAGAUUUCGGAUAUGCGAAAGCAUAUUCCAUGGAAACCCAGCAGUACCGUCACAGUGACCCCGAAUGAAUCACAGGCGACACAGCAUAAGCCUGUGAUUCUUACACGUGGCUCAAGUGAACAAAAUCCUUUUGGGGCUACUUAUCUGACAGGUUAUGAUGAAGGUCUUGUGAUUGAAGUAAUGAAAAACGGCUGUAUUCCGACAAUGAUUUUGUUCUAGCGAGCACGUGGUUCAUUUCUGAACAUUUAGGCUUGUGACGCGGCAUGCCGUUUUUUCUUGAAAAAAAAAUGAUUGUGGUUUUUUUUUUUCGUCUUUCAAUCA
Molecule: messenger RNA, 1566 nt
Organism: Radiomyces spectabilis
Lineage: Eukaryota; Fungi; Mucoromycota; Mucoromycetes; Mucorales; Radiomycetaceae
Exons: 10
Coding region: 7-1464 (485 amino acids)
Biological process (GO): Golgi to plasma membrane protein transport
Cellular component (GO): trans-Golgi network
Source: RefSeq, a predicted model, not a curated record